CAACAAUUUCGACACAAUGCAUUCUUCUCAGCUAUCCAUGGUCAAUCACUCAAGUGUUAAAUCAUGACGCAUACAACUCAUAAAUUCCACGAUGUUCGCUCUCAGAUUCAGAAGUGCGGGGAAAGAACACCUGACAGGCAAGGGAUGCACGGAACUUAUUCACAUAUUUUCCCCGCACAUGAUUUACCACCACCUUGACAAUCCACUCAUCCCAUGGGCAUGAUUUCAGGAGUCAACCAUUUUGCGACAGCAACGACGACGACGAUAUGGCGAAAUCAUGACACGAGGAUGGGAUUCAAGGAGCUCCGGAGAGCGUCGCCAUGUUCAUCGCUACGCCAGCUGUACAUCGAAUCUCAGCGCGGGAACUGCGGAGAUAGGUAUACACCAACUUUACGUCGUGUCAAGAGUUUUUACAAUCCACCUAAGGACUUUGCGCUUGUUUUUUCAAUGUCGCUUUUGAAUCAUAAAGAUUCGAUGGUCGAGGUAAAAAUUGAUACGUCAAAUUUCGUGAUUACAGUUGAGAUACCAUUGCGAAUACACAAUCCUUACCAGUCAGUGCCGAUGGGGAAAAUUCUAGAAAGGGAGGAAUUAGAGUGUCCGGAAUGCGGUAGAGAAUUUAUGGGGGAGUACGGAGUGGAGGAUCUGGCGUGGCAUUUCAAUAAUGUGCAUUGGAAGAGGAGGGUUGAGAGAAAAAAAUGCUUGAGUAUGGGUUAGGAGACUGGUAAAACAAAUCGACUAUUGCAAAAAGUUAUAGAACCAUGGAUUCCAGAAUACCUUGGAUCGAGAUUGACAUUGAUAAUCAGAGUUUCUUUACGAUUUCUACUAUCCGGAACCAUGACCUUUAGAGUCAGUCUACUUCUCCCCACAAGAAUAGAAGGCACGAACGUUCGUCCUUCGCACCUGUCAUCAAUGAAAGUAAUUCAGAAACGCUGACUUUCCGCCCUAAAUCCGUUCACUUCACACCAGCUCAAACGUAUGCAUAUUGACUACAUUAAUAUAGUUUUAAUAGUUUGAGCUCGAUUGUAUUACUUUGGAUAUCGAAUAUUGAGCAGUGUAUCCUUUCUUACACAAAAAUACCGCUCCUUGAGAGACAUGGAUCUUGCCGAAGACAGCCCAUAUACGACCAUGGACGGGAAUGUCGCAUCUGCUCCUGCUGAAAAAGAAAUGCAGCAUCGGUCAAAUUCUGGUGGAAUGAUGGAUGGUAUUAUGGGUAAAGAUAGGCUAGAUGAAGAUGUCUCUGAAGAACGAUGCAGCCGUUCAGGCUGUCCCAGUCGAUUCAAAAAAGACGGUUUCAGUUGCAAGGAAUGCCAGUCGCAGAUAUAUUGCAGUAACGUAUGCGCAGAGAGGCAUUGGCCGGAACACAAACUUACUUGCGAGUGUCUUAAUUAUGUUCCGAGCAUCGACAUGUGUCUCGAGAGAUAUCGCAACAAUCGGCCUGGUUGUAUCAUAUCCUGUCCAGCAAGAGCCACCUUUGAGGACUUUCACCAAGCACUCAGCAUCUCCUUGCCUUGUCUUGAACCUAUAUACCGCUUUUACAUCUUUGACAGGGGCCAGAUAAAUGCUGCGAUUAGCCAUUAUCCACGACCUGAAAAGAUUAUUACGAGACCGGGAUCAAACUCUAGUGUAUUAGAUCAUCGCCCUGAUCUACGACCAUUACUAGAAGACAGUCAACGGAUAUUCCUUAUUGAUGUUUUAUGCAAACAUCCAUAUGAACAGAGCCAAAAGAUUAUUCAUUACAUAUGUCAUAACCGCAGAAUUCAGAAGACCUGGCAGUAUAUGACCUUAUUCAUGGACAGAGCACCAAUUUCUCCAUUUCUGCUUAUGUGGAGUGGUGCCUUUCGAUGUAUAGAGGAUUAUGGCAAAGGCCAAAAUUUUAUGACCUUGAGACUUGCAUAUGAAGCUUCUGAACCGACACAAGAACAGAGAGAAUUGCUCUCUUGGUACGAAUCAAUCGAAGACUCGAAGGCUACCAGAGAAGGAAUCAACCAAACUCUGAGCCGUAUCCGAACUUCCACUCGUCCCUCUUAUACCCAUUCUUCCCAUACCGAAGCAGAAGGCUUUUACUAGUUGCAAAUUAUGAUUUGAUCCAGAACAAAUGGAAGAGAAGUAUUAAAGUUUCAAUUUAACUUGGUGAGGAGGGGGCGAGAGAAAGACUAUGCAAAUUAAGCCUGUGACGGUGAUAGGUACAAGGUCUAUUAUGUAUGUAUAGUAUAUGCAAACUUCAGAGGAGUAAGAGCAUUUGGCAUGAGUCAAUACACACAAC
This is a messenger RNA of Botrytis sinoallii, 2263 nucleotides long. RefSeq lists its product as uncharacterized. NCBI's taxonomy places the organism in Eukaryota, Fungi, Ascomycota, Leotiomycetes, Helotiales, Sclerotiniaceae. The record is from RefSeq and is a predicted model, not a curated record. The coding region runs from base 1093 to 2067 and encodes 324 amino acids. The transcript has 2 exons.